UCCAGCUCCAGCUCCUGCUCCUCUCACAGAGCUCUCACCCACAGCACCAUGAAGGUCCUGGCAGCCACCCUGGUCACUCUGCUCCUCCUGGCCACCCACUGCCCAGCUGAAGGUCACCUCGAUGGUGUCCCCAGCAUCUGCUGCUUCAGCUACCAGAAGCACCCCAUCCCUGUGCGCCGCGUCAGCUCCGUCUUCGUCACCAGCAGCUCCUGCACCAACCCGGGCGUGAUCGUGGUCACCCAGAAGAAGAAGCAGCUGUGUGCAGAUCCACGGGCAGCGUGGGUGCAGGAGCUCCAGAAGCACUUCCAGAGCCUGGAAAACUGAGCCUUCCCUGCUGACAGCCACAAUCCCACUCCUGCACAGCUUCCAGCCUCGGGCACAACAGAGAGGAUUUGACCCCAUGCCAUCUUCAAUGGGGAAAAUUAUUUUAUUUAACUUAUUUAAGUUAAAUUAAAUGUUGUUUUUCUAAGGAUAAAAAUUAUUUAAACUAUGUCAGAAUAAUACACUAAAAUAAAGAUAAUUUCAAUCAUA
Vidua chalybeata is the source of this 531-nucleotide messenger RNA. RefSeq names its product C-C motif chemokine 5-like. Gene Ontology annotation, biological process: monocyte chemotaxis; positive regulation of GTPase activity; lymphocyte chemotaxis. The record is from RefSeq and is a predicted model, not a curated record. The transcript has 3 exons. Gene Ontology annotation, molecular function: chemokine activity; CCR chemokine receptor binding. Gene Ontology annotation, cellular component: extracellular region. Lineage: Eukaryota; Metazoa; Chordata; Aves; Passeriformes; Viduidae. The coding region runs from base 49 to 324 and encodes 91 amino acids.